CUUUUUCGUCUGGGCUGCCAACAUGCCAUCCAGACUGAGGAAGACCCGGAAACUUAGGGGCCACGUGAGCCACGGCCACGGCCGCAUAGGCAAGCACCGGAAGCACCCCGGCGGCCGCGGUAAUGCUGGUGGUCUGCAUCACCACCGGAUCAACUUCGACAAAUACCACCCAGGCUACUUUGGGAAAGUUGGUAUGAAGCAUUACCACUUAAAGAGGAACCAGAGCUUCUGCCCAACUGUCAACCUUGACAAAUUGUGGACUUUGGUCAGUGAACAGACACGGGUGAAUGCUGCUAAAAACAAGACUGGGGCUGCUCCCAUCAUUGAUGUGGUGCGAUCGGGCUACUACAAAGUUCUGGGAAAGGGAAAGCUCCCAAAGCAGCCUGUCAUCGUGAAGGCCAAAUUCUUCAGCAGAAGAGCUGAGGAGAAGAUUAAGAGUGUUGGGGGGGCCUGUGUCCUGGUGGCUUGAAGCCACAUGGAGGGAGUUUCAUUAAAUGCUAACUACUUUUUCCUUGUGGUGUGAGUGUAGGUUCUUCAGUGGCACCUCUACAUCCUGUGUGCAUUGGGAGCCCAGGUUCUAGUACUUAGGGUAUGAAGACAUGGGGUCCUCUCCUGACUUCCCUCAAAUAUAUGGUAAACGUAAGACCAACACAGACGUUGGCCAGUUAAACAUUUCUGUUUAUAAAGUCAGAAUAAUACCUGUUGAUCACUGAAAGGCCUGCAUGUAUUGUACUCUGAAUUUUACAGUGAAUGAGAGAAUGUACCCUAAUUGUUCAACAGGGCUCAAAAGGAAAGAUUCCAUUUUGAUGGGUCACAUUCUAAAGAGGGGCAGUGUGAUAGGAAUGAGAUGGUCCUUUAGGACUUAAGUUCUCAGCCCAAGGUUUUUCCACGUGGCCCCCUCAUCUUUUUUUUUUUUUUAAACGGAGUCUCUCUUGCCAGGCUGGAGUGCAGUGGCACGAUCUCGGCUCACUGCAGCCUCCGCCUCCCAGGUUAAGCGAUUCUCCUGCCUCAGCUUCCUGACUAACUGGGAUUACAGGCGCCCACCACCAUGCCCAGCUAAUUUUUGUAUUUUCAGUAGAGAUGGGGUUUCACCAUGUUGGCCAUGCUGGUCUCUAACUCCUAACCUCAAGUGAUCUGCCCACAUCGGCCUCCAAAAGUUCUGGGAUUAUAGUGUGAGCCACUGCGCCCGGCCAUGGCUCCUUAAUCUUGAUCCAAAUUAUUGUUACAUCCAGAAUGUGAUGAAUCAAAAUCUCGAGAUGGGGGUCCAGCAAUCUGAAAUUUCAGUAUGCCAGGGCUUUUCUGUAUGUCAAAGUGGGUUUGAAAUAGUUAAUUUUUCUUCUAGUCUGAAAUGUAUCGGGAAAAUUUGGAAAUCCUGAAGGCUGGAAAUUGAAAUAAGUUUUUCUAGGAUUUGUGUCUCUUGCUAUUGGAAAACUGAUGGUGACCAAUUCAUGUUUACAAAUAAGAUCCUCAUAGAUCUCGGUAAAUUAUAAUUUGCUACAGUUUUAUGGUUCUUCCUGUGAUUUUGAGCUUUUUUUGACCCAAAAUAAUACAGUCUAAAACUAUAGACAAAUAAGAUGGCACUUAGACUCCUGGGUUUUAGUUAGUGGAGGUUUCCUUAGUGCACUGUGGGGUCAUAAUAAGCCGAGAACCAUGGCUGUCUAUGGGACACAUCUGUCAGGACAACCUUUAGAGGAUGUUGGGGAUCAAAUAGAAGGCACAGAGAAGCACUGAAUUGGCUUACAUAAGAAUAGGCUAGAAUUACAAGUAGUGAAACCUCGAUUCAGCUGGACAAUUUUAAACAAAUGUAUCAUUUGGCUUGUAUCUUCUGUUGUGCUGGAGAAGUUAGAAAUAAGGGCUCUCCAGACCAGCCUGACCAACCUGGAGAAACCUUGUCUCUACUAAAUACACAAAAUUAGCCAGGCGUGGUGGCACAUGCCUGUAAUCCCAGCUACUUUGGAGGCUGAGCCAGGAGAAUCUCCAGGAGGCGGAGGUUGCUGUGAGCCGAGAUCGUGCCAUUGCACUCCAGCUUGGGCAACAAGAGUGAAACUCUGUCCACCCCCCCCAAAAAAAGUAAGGGCUCUCCAUUAGGGCCCAUAGAGGACUUGUAAUAUGGAACCUGAAUCCAAGGAUCCCACAAUAAGUGGUCAGUAGUUCAUGAUGAAUUAAAAGACUCAAUAUUUGGUCUUCACCCAAUACCUGUGUGACUUUUAGUCCUAAUUUCCUCAUCUUUAAAAUUUCAGUGAAAGUGCCUACCUGAGGAUUGUGUAGAUUAAAAUGGAAACCGUGCACUUAAUUUUUUGUUUUGUUUUGAGACGGAGUCUCGCUCUGUCGCCCAGGCUGGAGUGCAGUGGUGCGAUCUCAGAUCACUGCAAGCUCCGCCUCCUAGGUUCAGACCAUUCUCCUGCCUCAGCUUCCCAAGUAGCUGGGACUACAGGCGCCCGCCACUGCGCCCGGCUAAUUUUUUGCAUUUUUAGUAGAGACAGGGUUUCACCGUGUUAGCCAGGAUGGUCUCGAUCUCCUGAUCUGCCCGCCUCAGCCUCCCAAAGUGCUGGGAUUACAGGCAUGAGCCACCGCGCCCGGCCCAGGCACUUAAUUUUUGUGUUUGACUUAGUAACUUAAGUGCAAACUAUUACGGGAGCAGAUGGAGUCAAUUGGCCUUCAUGUGAUUGUCAGUGGGAAAUUGGUCCAAGCAGAGGGAAUACUGGUUCAGGAAACUGGUUUGGGAAGGUUAGGCAAACGGGAAGUGCUAUGGUGGAGAGAAAGAUUACUCUGGCCGGGCUGUAAAGGACGGCUACAAUGGGAGGCUGAAGGCAGAACCAAGAAAAUGGGAGUGAGUAUGGAAAAGGUACGAUUCAGACGGCAUAAUGGACGGGACUUGGAGACUGAAUUGUAGUGGGCCGACCACAAAAUGAUAAGGCAUGGAAGGAAGUAGAGUUUGGGGGGAAGGAUCCCUAGUCCCUUAAUGGCUACCUUCUUCCCCAGGAGUUGUUAGGCCAUCCGAUCCCCUGGCCUGGGAAAGAAACACUGAUUUCGUUGCUGGCUUGUUCACUCACCAGAAGCUACAGCUACUAACAGUUCUAAAAACUGUUUCAUGUGAUGAGGAACAGACGAAAAUAGUUUUGAGCCCUAAGUCCGCCGAUUCCAGUGCUUUCUUGAACCCGCAUUUACUAAAAUAUUUUCAUGACUGCCAAGCUUUGAAUAGCCUGCUGUGUUCAUGGAGGCUCAUACUGGCGAUCUCUAGUGGCUGGCUAAAGCUUGAAUUGCAAAAGAUCUAAUUUCUGGUCUAAUGUAUAUAUGCCUUAAAUAUAGUUGCGUUCAAACGUGGGAGCUGCAGGUGCAACUUGAUUUUAUGACAAAUGGCUGCCACAUAAUUUGCACAAGCAGUGCUCGUCAAGGGCAGCUAAAUCAGGCGAGCUUUCAAUCAAAAUAAAUGUACUACUAAACCCUACUUAGCGGCUAACUAGCCCAAGAGCAGACAGCCCACGGACGGACUGCAAGUCGGAAGCGCGGGCGGAAGCUGUGCAGCGCCCACCUGGUGGCUCCAUCGGCCGCGUUCAUCAGUCAGCACGACCCGACCUCAGUGGCGUCCUCACAACACAGACCGGACCUUGGGUCUUACCCCGGCACCUGAGAACCACUUCCGGUGAGUAGCUUCUACUUCCGGAGACGAUGACUCCCCCGCGUCCCAGACCGGAAGAAGCCCGGCGGAGACCGGCCUCGCUCGGCCACUUCCGGCAAGGGCGGAGCCGGCCAGUGGUGCGCGAGCGCAGAUAACUCCCCUGGAGAGGCGGGAUGUUCAACUCCACCCCUGGUCCUUGGGCGGCCGUGGGUCCCCUUCGAAGCGGAGGAAUGGCCAACCUCGCCGCACUUCGAGCCCCUUUAGGGUGCGUUUAAGAACAGUGGGCGUGGCCUUUACGUAAAUCUUCGAGAUGGGAACCUCCAGAAUUUGUCUCAAUUGUCUAAAAGGUAAUGAGCGUCAGCGACAUUCAAGGGCACUUUGGGCUAAAAAAGAAAGUGCUUGUACACGGAUGGAAAUAUUCUAGAAGAACAUAAAAGGAAUUUCCUCUUAGGAGGUUAGGGAAAUGAGCACGAAGUAUGUUUUGGUGCAGUUUUUUGUUCAACCCAAUGCGUAUUUUCAUAUUGAGAGGCAAUAUAAAUGGAGCGAAAGUAUCUUGAGAAAAAAAAAAAAACUACCAGAACUUGCCGUUGCUGAAAAGUAAUAUUUUCUCUUUCGAGAGUUUUCAUGGCCUUUUAAAUUACACCCCCACCUCCACAGGCAAAUAAAUUUGUUUUGGAAUGCAUACCACAUCAUCUGGCUCUAGAAACGUAUUUUGUGUAGCUCCCCUAGCAAGAAUAUAGGUUAAAGCGUAAAUUUAAUUCCUGGCUCUAUUUUACAUCCCAAUUUUUAUUUUCCUCUCAUUCCCACUUUACGUUGUUUCAAAUAACCUAGUUUGUGUAUCCCUGUAAGUCAUUUUGGUAUAAAGUAGGUUAUAAGUGUACAUGCGAAAAGAUGUUUUUAACAAAAAUGUAACUGA
This is a messenger RNA of Homo sapiens (human), 4535 nucleotides long. RefSeq names its product ribosomal protein L27a (gene RPL27A). Gene Ontology annotation, molecular function: structural constituent of ribosome. Gene Ontology annotation, cellular component: ribosome; cytoplasm; large ribosomal subunit. Gene Ontology annotation, biological process: translation. The record is from RefSeq and is marked reviewed. The transcript is spliced from 5 exons. Bases 23 to 469 code for a protein of 148 amino acids. Lineage: Eukaryota; Metazoa; Chordata; Mammalia; Primates; Hominidae.